This is a messenger RNA of Drosophila bipectinata, 5050 nucleotides long. It is a transcript of the gene rdog, whose product is annotated as red dog mine. The record is from RefSeq and is a predicted model, not a curated record. Gene Ontology annotation, molecular function: ATP hydrolysis activity; ABC-type transporter activity; ATP binding. Lineage: Eukaryota; Metazoa; Arthropoda; Insecta; Diptera; Drosophilidae. Gene Ontology annotation, cellular component: membrane. Gene Ontology annotation, biological process: transmembrane transport.
ACUCUUUCCCGCUCAGUUCUUUUUUGAUAGUAGCGCUCUUAGUUUCGGUUAAGCGUUAUUUUUUGUGUAAUUUGUAGUAAAAUCCCAUAGCCAUAAGUACUUUCGUCUCGGAAAUUGUGAAUAUUGUUAGUGUGGCUGUGCCAGACGGCUGUUAAUUAGCAUAUAUAUAUAUUAUAUUGAAUUACAAAUACAACGACAAACACAACACAUACACUCCCCACCAGGCAGCAGAAGCAGCAACAAAUUUUUGUAAACGGUAAAUUAGGAUUGGGGAGAGUUGUGCAUAACGGUGAACCAAUCGCUGCUGACCUCGACCUAGACAACAUAUGUACGUAAAUAAACGUACAUAGUCCACCUGCCAACUGAUUUGUUGUUGCCGGCUGUGGGUUAUUGAUUUUCACUGCCCUUUCCUACGAAGAAGAAGCAAGUGAAUCAGUGCCGUAACGGUUAAUCCCCCUAGCCGGUUACUCCCCAAAAAAAUAUGAACCGCACCAGAAGAAAGGUUGUCCGUCCAAAGAAUCCCUACACCAAGGCGAAUAUCUUCUCACAAUGGAGCUUCUGGUGGAUGCGAGAUCUAUUUAGGCGCGGCCUUCAAGGUCCGUUGACGGACGAGGAGCUCUACCAGCACAGAAAGACACUGGACAGCGAAAGAGUCACAAACAAGUUUGCUGAACUCUGGGACGAUGAGCUCAAACGAAGUAAUCCCAGCGUGGUGCGGAUGAUCCUGCGAGCAUACGGAAAGAUUUUUGUGCCCUUAGGACUGGCCUUUUCCAUUUGCGAAACGAUUUGCAAAUCCCUAAUGCCGUUGUUUCUAGGCGGCCUCGUUGGUUACUUUGCCACUAAUCAGACUGAAAUCAGUGAGCAGGCCGCCUAUCUAUACGCCCUGGGAAUCGUGAUUUGCAUGCUGGUGCCCGUGAUAACAUUCCAUCCCUUUAUCUUUUACAUCUUCCAAGUGGGCACUAAGCUGCGACUGGCUCUGUCUGGUUUAAUCUACAGGAAGUGCCUUCAGGUCUCCAAGAGCAGUAGUAAUGACGGCCUUCGUGGGAGAGCCAUAAACAUAUUGUCCAACGAUCUGGGGCGGUUCGAUGUGGCGCUGUGCUUCCUGCACGACACGUGGAAGGGACCGCUGGAAUCGAUUCUGAUUGGCUACCUCAUGUACCGAGAAAUUGGCAUCUCCUCAGUGAUUGGCGUGUCCUUCAUGCUCAGCUUUAUUCCACUACAGGCGUGGGCCGCCAAGAAGGCAGCCUACUACCGCCAGAUGACGGCCGAGCGAACGGAUUUGAGAGUGAAGCUGAUGAACGAGAUCAUCCAGGGCAUCCAGGUGAUCAAGAUGUACGCGUGGGAGAAGAGCUUCGCCCGCGUCAUUGCCGAGGUGCGUCUCAAGGAAGUUAAAGCCAUUAAGGGAACUGCCUACAUCCACGCGGGUCUAGGAUGCACCUCCAUGAUAUCGCCGUUGUCCGUAUUCCUCGCCCUGUGCUCCUACGUUUACCUCGGGGAUCCGCUCACCGCCAAGAAGGUGUACACCGUAUCCUCCUACUUCAACAUGCUCAACGAUUCCAUGGUGCACUUCUGGCCCCUGUCCAUUACCUUCAUAGCCGAGGCUCUCGUAUCGGCAAAACGUUGCAAGGAGUUCUUGUUGGAUGGAGACAAAGCCGAAGUGCCAAUUAAUUUGGAGGCCAACCAGCAGACUGGCAAGAAUAAGCGAAAGAUCACCAAGCAAGACAAACAAAAGAAUGUGGAGUUGAAUGGAUCUCUGUUGUCCAAUGGCCAGGUGCAGCACAAUCGUCUGAGGGACUAUGAUCCGGAUGCAGAAAGGAAAUGUGUGAUCCUCAAGAACGUAAGUGCCUCAUGGGACACGAGUGAUGGUCACGCCAACUGCGCCAUCGAGAACUUCAGCACGGAAAUCCCAGAUCAAACUCUGACGGCUGUUGUGGGACCCGUGGGAGCGGGCAAGUCCAGCUUCCUGAAUGUACUUCUGGGAGAAGUUGGCAUUGAUAAAGGUGAGGCCAUGGUACAUGGAACGAUUUCCUAUGCCUCACAAGAGCCCUGGGUCUUCGAGGGCACUAUCCGCGACAAUAUUGUCUUUGUGGAGGACUACAACGAGAGAAGGUAUAAGAAAGUGGUGAAGGCGUGUGGGCUGGAGCGCGAUCUGGAGCUACUUCCUCGAGGAGACUUGACAGUGGUUGGAGAGCGGGGUGUGAGUCUCAGUGGUGGACAAAAGGCCAGAGUGAGUUUGGCCCGAGCCGUCUACCGCAAGGCAGACAUUUACCUUCUAGAUGAUCCUCUAUCCGCCGUGGACACCCACGUGGGCAAGCACAUAUUUGAUCGUUGCAUCCGUGAUUUUCUGUCCAAAAAAAUACGAAUCCUCGUCACGCACCAGGUGCAAUACCUUUUCGACGUGGAGCACCUGCUGUUGAUGGGAUCCGGCAAGGUUGUGGCUCAGGGUAGCUACCAGCAGCUACAGAGCUCCCGCCAGUUCCAGUUCCUCGAGCAAACGCAGCAUGACGAAAGUGGCAUUGAUACGCACAGUGUGAGCAGUUUCCUAUCUCGGAGCGAUUCGGAGAAGAGCAUGGAGCACCAUGCUCACAAUCAGCUCCUGCGGCCGGACGAAGAGGUGGAGGAGUUGAACCAAGAACAGCAGUCAGUGGGCUCUGUCAAAUUCCACGUCUAUGCCUCCUAUAUCAAAGCCUUGGACAGUACCUUCCUGUUGGGAAUUAUUGUCGGUCUGUUCCUUGUCGCGAGGGUGAUGCUCACCGGAGUGGAUUACUUCUUGUCACGAUGGGUCAUCUGGGAGGAAAAAGUGGCAGCCAACGCCACUGCUGCUCUGCUGAACGAAAGUGAUCCAAUGCCUGCCAAUGAUACGCUGCCCCUGAAUGCAACAGACACUUCUGCAACGCCCCUUGUAUCUGAAAGUAUUGAGGCCAAUGUGCGCAAGGAACUGGUGCUUUUCUAUGCCAUCAUAUUGGGCACCACGCUGGUGGUAUAUCUCAUACGCACAUUCGGCUUCUUCAAGAUGUGCCUGCGCAUUUCGCUCCACCUUCACGACAAACUCUUCAGAGGAAUUACCCGAGCCAGCAUGUACUUCUUCAAUACGAACUCCUCCGGCCGAAUACUGAAUCGCUUUUCAAAGGACAUACGCACUGUGGAUACGGAUCUCCCGCACACACUCUUGGAUUGUCUGGCCUUUGUCAUUGAUGUAUCCGGUGUCUUGAUCAUUGUGGCUAUAGCCAAUUACUGGCUACUGGUUCCUGCGGGAGUGAUAGUUAUCAUUCUGGGAUGUAUUCGCUAUCUGUAUGUGAACACUAGCCGCAGUGUCAAGCGCUUGGAGUCCAUAUCUCGCAGUCCGGUGUUCUCGCUGACAAACCAAACCUUCCAGGGUCUAACAACCAUUCGCGCUUUGCAGGCUCAAAGCGCCCUGGAGUCGGAGUUCCAUGGAUACCAAAACGCUAACACAUCUGCCUGGUUCCUGUUUCUUUCCUGCACCCGAGCCUUCGCGUUGUGGUCGGACCUGCUGUGUAUUGGAUACAUGGCGGCCGUAACCUUCAGUUUUCUGUUGCUCAAAAACGAAUUCUUUAGCGGCGACGUGGGCCUGGCCAUUCUCCACUCCACCACAAUGACGGGUAUGUGCCAGUGGGGUAUGCGACAAACAGCCGAGUUGGAGAACCAGAUGACCAGCGUCGAGCGAGUAUUGGAGUACACGGAGCAACCUUCAGAGGCGCCCUUGGAAACUGCCGAAAAGUUCAAGCCAAAAACCGAGUGGCCCAGCAAAGGUCGCAUCGAGUUCACGAACUUCAAACUGCGCUACUCACCCAAGGAAGCACCGGUUCUUCGCGAUCUGAACUUCACCAUUGAGCCACGCGAGAAGAUCGGCAUUGUGGGUCGCACUGGUGCCGGAAAGUCUUCAAUUAUUCAGUCUAUCUUCCGCCUGGCCUGCAACGAGGGCAUGAUCCGUAUCGACGAUGUGGAUAUUGAAAACAUAGGCCUGCAUGAUUUGCGAAGCCACAUUUCGAUUAUACCCCAAGAUCCCGUUCUGUUCUCGGGUACGUUGCGAUAUAACCUGGACCCUAUGGACGAGCGCUCAGACGAAGAGAUGUGGAAGGCUCUGGGCGAUGUGGAGCUACGUUCAUAUGUUUCGACACUGAUUGGGGGCUUGAACUGUCGCAUGUACGACGGCGGAUCCAACUUCAGUGUCGGUCAGAGGCAGCUCGUUUGCCUGGCUAGGGCCAUACUGAGACACAACAAAAUCCUGAUCAUGGACGAGGCCACGGCCAAUGUGGAUCCUGAAACGGACAAACUAAUCCAGCGGACAAUUCGCUCCAAAUUCGCUCACUGCACAGUUUUGACAAUAGCCCACCGCUUGCACACCGUGAUGGACAGUGAUCGAGUGCUGGUGAUGGACGCUGGGGAAGCUCGGGAGCUGGGUCAUCCCUAUGAGCUGCUCCAGCGACCCGAUGGAUACCUGCGCCAGUUGGUGGACCACACUGGGGCGGCCACGGCGUAUGCUCUGCAGCAGGCGGCGGAGCAGAGUUACAGUAAACAACUGAUAGGCGAUGGGACGCACGACGAGGAUAUAAACAUCACCCUGGCGAUGGAGGAAAGGGCGGAGUAACCAAACACACAAACACACACAAAACUUAGGGCUUAGAGCAUAAAAACUUAAAGUAUUAUGUACAUAACAGUUAUGUACUUAAAGCUAACCAUUUACCUAUUGCCUUGUACUUACGGGAUAUAUUAUGUAAGCUUAUUUAUCGUUACGAAUUUAUGUGUAUGCAUCUGUUCCACUAGCUUACUAGUGUGUAUGUACUUCAAACGUCUUGUACUUCAUGUGUUCAAAUCGAAGAACGAAUCAAAAGCAAUUCGCGCCGCGCACAAAUCAGAGCAAAUUCAAUCAAACUAAGACAAAUAGUUUAUUUAGGUACUUUUUUAAAAAUAUAUGUAGCUAAUGUAGGAUUACAAAAUCGUACUUAUAGAUACGUACAAUCUCAAUAAAGUGCCUGAGAAUUAUUACUUAUAAAUUGAAAAAAGAAUGCAACGAGUUUUUGUUAUUCAA